CAAGACACUGCUUCGUUUAUUCGAACUCGCAUUUCUUCCUAAUCCUAGCAACCACAAAUCUUCAAUCUUUAAGAUUAGGAUCAGGUUCUUCGUUCAAAGGUAAAAUCUAAUCACUUUCUCAAAUUCUAAUUCUUCCUAAUCGUCUUCGAUUCUCCUCUCUCGACUUCGUAAAUUGAAAAGUCUUAAUAGGAAACGGACCUGAAGAUGGCACUGUUUCCUCUUCACCAUGAAGUCCCCUGUAAAGGAGAAGUAUUGUUUGAUUCAAAUGGUUUAAGACGUUUUUCGUCUGGUGGUAGCAGUAAUGGUCUGAUACAUAGAACAAUGGCUGAAGCAACCACGCUAGGCAGGGAUUGUAGGAUGAAGGAUCGUAUAAAUUCAAUACCGUUUUGUCGUUCACCGAGAGGAAGGUUAUGCUUGGUUAGGGCGUCAUCAGAGAACAAGAUUACCAAAAGGAGACUUAAACUGUUGGAUUCUUACUUUGGGAAACUUCGAAACGACGAUGAGAAGCCUUCUAUCUUAACCGGAGAUGAUAUUGAUCGGAAAGCUGAACUCAAUGCGGAUAAGGAGUUGGAUUCUUUGAGUGUUUAUCUUGACAAACUCCAAAAAGAUGCAAAAUCUAAAGGUUUAGUCUCGUCCACCUUGGACGUGGUAAAAUCAGAAGGCGGUUCAGUAGCAAGCAAAUUGAGAAAGACUGGUAUUGAAAGCAAUAAUAGUCCUUUCCAGCAGCUUGAUGAUGAUGAUCAAUCAGUAGAUACAUUGAACUUCUAUGCUGUGAGCAUAUUAGCAUCCAUCAAUGUCGGUGUGUGCUUGUUUGAAGCAGCAGCACCAGUUAGGAAUAACGAUAUGGGACUGCUAUCACUCCCGUUGUUAUAUGGAGCAAAGAUAAAUGAUCUAAUCCUGGCUGGACAAUGGUGGAGGCUGGUCACACCCAUGUUUCUGCACUCUGGAAUUCCUCAUGUAGCCCUUAGUUCCUGGGCUCUGCUUACUUUUGGACCAAAAGUCUGCCGUGACUAUGGACUAUUCACGUUUUGUCUCAUUUACAUUCUCGGAGGAGUCUCUGGUAAUUUCAUGAGCUUUCUUCAUACAGCAGAUCCGACAGUUGGAGGAACUGGACCAGCAUUUGCAUUAAUAGGAGCUUGGCUCGUCGACCAAAAUCAGAACAAGGAGAUGAUCAAAAGCAACGAAUAUGAGGACUUGUUUCAGAAGGCCAUUAUAAUGACAGGAUUUGGUCUCAUAUUAAGCCAUUUCGGUCCAAUUGAUGACUGGACAAAUCUGGGAGCACUUAUAGCCGGAAUUGUAUACGGAUUCUUCACUUGUCCGGUGCUCCAACUUGAAAGAGGAAGUGAAAGACAAGAAGGGACUGUAACGGUAGGACCAGAGAAACAAAACAGCGCUGACCCGUGUAAAUCGUUUCUGCUUUUCACAAUCUUUGUCGCGGUUAUUGUGACUUCUCUGGUACUCAUUGGGGACGGACCAUUGGACUUCCCAACGUACGAUGAUGUUGUGUAUUCUCUCAUCUAGUGUAUCAUCAAGACAUCAAACUAUAUAAGGAGACUUGUAUGUGUGUGUUUAUGUAUUGGUAAACGACGAGAGAGUUCUUUGGUUAAUGGUAUAGGAAAAUGAGAAAAAACUAUAUUGAAUUCUUCUCACAUUUUGAUUAGUAUAAGUUUUUGUUGGUUUUUUCAUGAACUA
Arabidopsis lyrata subsp. lyrata is the source of this 1692-nucleotide messenger RNA. Its product is annotated as RHOMBOID-like protein 9, chloroplastic. The transcript has 7 exons. The coding region runs from base 205 to 1521 and encodes 438 amino acids. Lineage: Eukaryota; Viridiplantae; Streptophyta; Magnoliopsida; Brassicales; Brassicaceae. Gene Ontology annotation, molecular function: serine-type endopeptidase activity. The record is from RefSeq and is a predicted model, not a curated record. Gene Ontology annotation, cellular component: membrane.